AUGGAGAGCAACGAAACGACCCACACAUCUAUGUCUCAGUCCCCCUCAGCUACAUUACGACUCAACGACCAUGUCAAGUCUCGAGACAUUCCCCGCUGGCUUGCACGCAUCCGCAUUGGCUCUGGGAUUUACCGCGACGUUCGCUCUCGCCUUCCGUACUACAUCAGUGACUGGACGGACGCUUGGAACUACCGUGUCAUUCCUGCCAUCGUGCUUAUAUUCUUUGCUAAUGUGCUGCCAGGCAUUGCUUUCUCGCUAGAUCUCAUAGAGACCACGCAGCAAUAUGGCGUGUCGGAAGUGCUCCUAUCGUCAUUUAUGGCUGCUUUCAUAUUCUCGGUCUUCGGCGCGCAACCACUAUGCAUAGCUGGCGUAACGGGGCCGAUCACAGUGCUCAACAAGACCAUCUAUAAUAUCAUAGAGCGACAGCCGGAUGCUCCUAAUUAUCUGCAGUUCGUCGGGUGGGUUUAUUUGUGGGGUGCAAUAUUACACUGGAUCACUGCCGUACUUAACUGGUGUAACUUCCUACAGUUUGUCACUCUCUUCCCCUGCGACACGUUCGGUUUCUACGUUUCGUGGGUCUAUCUGCAAUACGGCGUACAAGUAGUCACGCGACAGUUCCCCCCACUCUCUGAAUCCUCAGAUGACGAGCCGUCUGCUACCCUGGAUGGUGCCUUCGUCGGCAUCAUACUAGCAUUGCUCAUGCUUAUCAUCUCCUUCCUCUUCCGCUCGUUGUCCCAGUCAGCCUACUUCCAUCGGCACGUCCGUCGCUUCCUUGCCGACUACGGUAUGCCGAUUGCGCUUGUUGCAUCGUCCGCAAUGGCCUACUGGGGGCGCUUCGAUGCGGCGAAGCCGAGUACUCUUCCAACAAGCAGCCCCUUCGAGCCUGCGAACGGACGAGACUGGUUGGUGCGCUUCUGGCAACUAGACGGCAAGUGGGUCGGGAUUGCGUUCCCCUUCGGCUUCGUCCUCUGGGUGCUGUUCUUCUUCGACCACAAUGUUUCGUCGCUCAUGGCGCAGGGAACACAAUUUCCGCUGCGCAAGCCGCCAGGCUUUCACUACGACUUCUUCCUGCUUGGCGUCACGACGUUCAUUGCAGGGCUGCUCGGUCUUCCGGCUCCGAACGGUCUCAUCCCACAAGCUCCCAUACACACCACGUCGCUGCUAGUCAUGGGGUACCCCGACAAGAAGAGUGAGCAGGACGAUGUCGAGGGCCAAGCAGGUGGAAAGCAGCAGGAGAAGCAGCCGAGAGACAAUGACGCCGCGGAGCUGAAGCGCAUGCGCUCACGCCGGUCGUUCCUCGAGCCCGAGCUCGAGCCAGACCCUACCCAGGCGAGGGAUGGAGGAGGGAAUGCGCGAAAAGAAGAGGUUGCCGUGGCCGUGGUCGAGCAGCGCGUGUCGAAUCUGGCGCAAGGCGCGCUCUGUCUCGUACUGCUGACCCGGCCCUGGUAUAUGGGUGCGGACGCGCUGCAGGGCAACGGGAUCACGCGCAAGAUCCUGUAUUUCUUCCGCGACAAAGCCCUUACGCCCGCGGACGAACCGUUGCGUCGGGUGCGCAAGUCGCGCAUCCUGCUCUUCGUCGCGGUGCAGCUUGCGGGCUUUGGAGCGACGUUUGCGGUCACACAAACGAUUGCUGCCAUCGGGUUCCCCGUGAUCAUCCUGCUGCUCGUUCCGCUGAGGACCCUUGUCAUCCCACGGCUGCCCUUUACAGAUGACGAGCUAGCCAUUCUGGACGGGCCAACCGCAUCGCCAUUCACUACCGAACCAAUGCCAAUGCUGCCUCAGGAGCGUUUCGGGUCACCGUCCGUUCCUACCAAGACCACUAGCACUAGCGGGAUUGUAUACCGACCAAUCGACACCGACCCGUCUCAACUGAAUAGACGAAUUGAGACCUAG
Postia placenta MAD-698-R-SB12 is the source of this 1893-nucleotide messenger RNA. RefSeq lists its product as hypothetical. The transcript has 9 exons. Bases 1 to 1893 code for a protein of 630 amino acids. The record is from RefSeq and is a predicted model, not a curated record. Gene Ontology annotation, cellular component: fungal-type vacuole; plasma membrane. Gene Ontology annotation, molecular function: solute:inorganic anion antiporter activity; borate efflux transmembrane transporter activity. NCBI's taxonomy places the organism in Eukaryota, Fungi, Basidiomycota, Agaricomycetes, Polyporales, Adustoporiaceae. Gene Ontology annotation, biological process: monoatomic ion homeostasis; borate transport; monoatomic anion transport.